CGAUAAAAUAAUCAGCGACCGAAUUGGACAACUGUAUAUCUUCGUAUAUAUGUAUGUGUACAAUUCAGUUCAUUAUGACAUUUCUCUCCCUCGGAUGACAGAUUAGCGAACAAUUUGCGAUUGGCUUUCACGAUUAUAUUGUGCAUGCGGAACUCUCGCGUCAUUCAACGAUAACGUAAACACGAACUUAGUAUUUGAUGAUUGCAUGCUGAUUAGAUCAUUACUGUGCCUAUCGAGGAACGCGAUUACGUGUAUCUGAUAGAGACUUGUCAUUGUCUUGAUUAGCUACGCUAAUGGUGAAAAUGACACCGUUGGACGAGGGAAGGAUCAGACAAGGCCUGGCUAAGUAUCAAAAUCCAGAUAUAACAAAGAAGCAUGUAGUGAGCGUCUUGAACCUUUACAAAGGAUUGGUUUAUGAAAUUGAACCUUUUGUUUUCAAUGAUGGCUCACGCAAAGAUUUGGUCAACGUACAAGGAACCAUACCUGUUGUUUAUAAAGGGACUUGCUAUAAUAUUCCAAUCUGCAUAUGGUUGAUGGAUACACAUCCUAACAAUGCACCCAUGUGCUAUGUUAAGCCAACAGCAGAUAUGCAUAUUAAAGUUAGUAUGUUUGUGGAUCACAAUGGUAAAAUCUAUUUGCCAUAUCUUCACGAUUGGGUGCCUCACAAUUCUGAUUUGCUCUCUCUAAUUCAAGUUAUGAUUGUCACCUUUGGAGAACAACCUCCAGUUUAUGCCAAGUCGAGAUCAGAAAUGCAACAGAGCUCUACACCAUAUCCUGUUCAAUCAUUCAUGCCUAUACCUGGUAGUGGGAAUGUAUCGAAUUCCGGUUUCCCGCCAUAUCCACCGAGUUCUCAAUACUCUGGCGGCAGCAACGUGUAUCCACCGUAUCCGUCUACAGCAUCCGGGGGAUUUCCAUAUCCGGGUUCUUACAGUUCUUAUGCUGGAUCUACUCCUAGCUACCCGCCACAAGGCUACAAUGGUCCAUAUCCGCCUUAUCCGCCAGCCACACAGCCGUCACCGACAAUACAAUCAAGCUCUGGUGGUUCGGGCACGAUCACGGAAGAACACAUAAGGGCGUCUCUGCUAUCUGCAGUAGAAGAUAAACUCCGACGUCGGUUGAAGGAGCAAUUCUCGCAGCUACAGGCGGAACUUGAGACGCUACGACGAACGCAGCAAGAACUGACGAGCGGCUCGUCGCACUUAACAGAUCUGUUUGAGAAACUCAGAAGAGAGAAGCAGGAACUGGAGAAGAACGUGAAUAUCCUACAAGAUAAGGAGGCAGAAUUGGAGAAAGAGAUCGCUAAGCUGUCCGAUAAUCAAUCGAUAGACGUUGACGAAGCUGUAACUACUAUAGCACCGUUGUAUAAACAGAUGCUAAAUGCUUUUGCCGAAGAAGCGGCUACAGAGGAUGCUAUUUACUAUCUCGCCGAGGGCCUGCGAUCCGGCAUCAUAGAUCUGGAUGCGUUCUUAAAGCAAGUUCGACAAUUGUCGCGCAGACAAUUUAUGUUAAGAGCGCUGAUGCAAAGAUGUCGACAAAAAGCUGGUUUGGCCGGUUGAAAAAUGCUCCUCACACCUUUUGUUCUAGAGAGUGUUGCAAUAUUUCGUUUCGUUAUAAAAUAUCUCUUACUUUGUGGUGAAAAUUGAAUACAACUUUUGCCAGUAGCAGAAGAAUAUGAGGGAUUAUUUUAUCGACAAUAAACUCCAUCUUCUUCUGCUCACAAUGGAAUGAAAGGAAAAUCAUUUUACAUAAAGAAAUAUUUAUAAUAAAAAAUACAUAUGUUUAAUGAAGAUACAGUAAUUAUUGCACAUUCGAAUGUGGAUAUAGAUGAUAAUUCUUUUCACACAAGACUAUACAAUUAUACAUAACUGCAUGAUUAGAUUAAUUAUAUUCGCAAUCUGCGUUUGUGAAAAAUAAAUGCUAGCCUUUAUUUUCUCAAGGUGCAACAAAAAUCAUUGUGUACCUGUGCUAUGAACUUUUAUGCCUUCAUUGUGAUAAAGAGAACAAAUAAACUUAUGCGCAAGGAAGUA
This is a messenger RNA of Nylanderia fulva, 2027 nucleotides long. It is a transcript of the gene TSG101, whose product is annotated as tumor susceptibility gene 101. Gene Ontology annotation, cellular component: ESCRT I complex. Gene Ontology annotation, molecular function: ubiquitin binding. Gene Ontology annotation, biological process: protein modification process; protein transport; endosome to lysosome transport. The record is from RefSeq and is a predicted model, not a curated record. NCBI's taxonomy places the organism in Eukaryota, Metazoa, Arthropoda, Insecta, Hymenoptera, Formicidae.